AUGGGGCUAAACUGCUUCAAAUGGUUACUCAGAUAUAGUAGAAUAUCUUGUAGAGAAUGGGCUGGAGUUAACCUCAAAGACCGCAAUGGUUGUACACCUCUACACUGGGCUGCUUCAAAUGAUCACUUAAAGAUAGUAGAAUAUCUUGUAGAGAAUGGGGCUGGAGUUAACUCCAAAGACGCAAUGGAUACACCUCUACACUGGGCUGCUUCAAAUGAUCACUUAAAGAUAGUAGAAUAUCUUGUAGAGAAUGGGGCUGGAGUUAACUCCAAAGACCGCAAUGGUUAUACACCUCUACACUGGGCUGCUUCAAAUGGUUACUCAGAUGUGGUAGAAUAUCUUGUAGAGAAAGGACCGCAAUGUUGUACACCUCUACACUUAGCUGCUUCAAAUGGUUACUCAGAUGUAGUAGAAUAUCUUGUAGAGAAAGGGGCUGGAGUUAACCUCAAAGACCGCAAUGGUUAUACACCUCUAUACUUAGCUACUUCAAAUGGUCACUCAGGUGUAGUAGAAUAUCUUGCAAAGGAAAAGGCUAAAGUCGAUUCCGAAGAUGAUAAUUAUUCUACAUCUCUACACUUAGCUGCUUCAAAUGGUUGCUUAGAUGUAGUAGAAUAUCUUAUAAAGAAAGGGACUGAAGUUAACCUCAGAGACCACAAUGGUUAUACACCUCUACACUGGGCUGCUUCAAGUGGUUACUCAGAUAUAGUAGAAUAUCUUGUAAAGAACGGGGCUAAAGUUAACCUCAAAGACCACAAUGGUUAUACACCUCUACACUUAGCUGCUUCAAAUGGUUACUCAGGUGUAGUAGAAUAUCUUGUAGAGAAUGGGGCUAAAGUUGAUUCCGAAAAUAAUAAUUAUUCUACACCUCUACACUUAGCUGCUUUAGAUGGUUACUCAGAUAUAGUAGAAUAUCUUAUAAAGAAAGGGACUGAAGUUAACCUCAAAGACCGCGAUGAUUCUACACCUCUACACUGGGCUGCUUUAAGUGGUUACUCAGAUAUAGUAAAACAUCUUGUAAAGAACGGGGCUGGAGUUAACCUCAGAGACCGCAAUGGUUAUACACCUCUACACUGGGCUGCUUCAAAUGGUUACUCAGAUGUAGUAGAAUAUCUAAAGAACGGGGCUAAAGUUGAUUCCGGAGAUAAUAAUUAUUCUACACCUCUACACUUAGCUGCUUUAGAUGGUUACUCAGAUAUAGUAGAAUAUCUUGUAGAGAAAGGGGCUAAAGUUGAUUCCGAAGAUAAUAAUUAUUCUACACCUCUACACUGGGCUGCUUCAAAUGGUUACUCAGGUGUAGUAGAAUAUCUUGUAAAGAACGGGGCUGGAGUUAACCUCAGAGACCGCGAUGGUUCUACAUCUCUACUAAAAUAUCUUAUAAAGAACGGGGCUGAAGUUAACCCCAAAGACCGCAAUGAUUAUACACCUCUACACUGGGCUGCUUUAAGUGGUUACUCAGAUGUAGUAAAAUAUCUUGUAAAGAACGGGGCUGAAGUUAACCUCAAAGAACGCAAUGGUUAUACACCUCUACACUUAGCUGCUACAAAUGGUCACUUAGGUGUAGUAGAAUAUCUAUGA
Nylanderia fulva is the source of this 1575-nucleotide messenger RNA. The record is from RefSeq and is a predicted model, not a curated record. Lineage: Eukaryota; Metazoa; Arthropoda; Insecta; Hymenoptera; Formicidae.